Molecule: messenger RNA, 638 nt
Organism: Drosophila grimshawi
Lineage: Eukaryota; Metazoa; Arthropoda; Insecta; Diptera; Drosophilidae
Gene: Fer3
Product: protein Fer3
Exons: 2
Coding region: 1-594 (197 amino acids)
Biological process (GO): developmental process; regulation of transcription by RNA polymerase II
Molecular function (GO): protein dimerization activity; DNA-binding transcription factor activity, RNA polymerase II-specific; RNA polymerase II transcription regulatory region sequence-specific DNA binding
Source: RefSeq, a predicted model, not a curated record
AUGCAGCAUCCGAGCGAGCAACCCACCUAUAUGUCAGAGGUGCCAUUUCAGCCACUGUGGGGCCAGGAGGCACCGCCACCGCCACCCAUAGUGCCGUAUCAGGAGCUGAUAGCCGGAUUUCCCUGUAGCGAUUUAUCUCUCUGGCAACGCUCGCAGGUGGCACCGCUGGUCAACCAACGACCGUCCGCCAACGGACGCAGCUCCUCCUCCUCCAACUCGAAGAAGACCCGACGCCGCAUCGCCUCCAUGGCCCAGAGAAGGGCUGCGAAUAUACGGGAACGCCGUCGCAUGUUCAAUCUGAACGAGGCCUUCGAUAAGCUGCGACGCAAGGUGCCCACCUUUGCGUAUGAGAAGCGACUCUCCCGGAUCGAGACACUUCGUCUGGCCAUCACCUACAUUGGCUUCAUGGCGGAGCUGUUGAGCGGCACACCCUCGAACAGCCACAAGCCCCGUUCCGAUAUGUACGGGGGCAUGAACGGGCACCAUCAUCCGUCGGCGGUGGCCACUGGACCCCCAAUGCAUCCACAUCCGCAUCUGCAUCCGGUUGCCUAUCAGCGUGACUUUGCCUCGCCCUACAAUCACAGCCUGACCUAGAGAGGUCGAUCAGUGAGCUGGAGAAGGACGACAAACCAUAUUGU